UCGGACAGUUUUGUACUUCUUGAUUGCUGUAGCUAAGAAAACGCCACAGUGCAUGUGCAGUCUCCCCUCCCAGUCUGUCGGGUCUUCAAAGAGUGAGCCCUAUAAUUAGAAGGCGGACCUUAGGACACCUCCCCUCCCAGGCUGGGCUCCUCCACAACCCAUCCCAGUCUCUGCUGAGACACUCACAAACGUUCAGCACCUCCUAGGAGCCGCAUUUACUUAGGCAUGGCAGCAGCAUCAGUGCUGGAGGAAGAAGUCAGAUAUGGUUCAAGCCCACUGGCCAUGUUAACUGCUACCUGCAAUAAAUUUGGAGGAAAUAGUCCAAUCAGGGAUUCUGCUACUCCUGGUAAACCAGUCCAUAAUUCAGGAAAAAAGCUGUAUUCUCUCAAUUCAGAUAUUUCCAUUUCCAAAAGCAGAACACCUGACAUGAUGGGGGAUUCCUACACAAGUUUUACCACAGGAAAUGGCCUCAUGUCUCCCUCUGCAAGCCCACAGGCCUCCUCUACCUACAGCACAGAUUAUAGUCCAUUUUCACAUUCAUUCCAAACACCUUCUGGUUCUCCAGAGCCUUCAUUGCUUGUGUCCAAGAGUCAUACAACUGCUGAGUGCUUACCUAGUGUAUAUACUUCCUUGGAUGUGGCACAUACUUAUGGACCCUGGUAUAAAGCUGGUAUUCAUCCUGGUUCUAGUAAUUCAACUGCCCCUUGGUGGGAUAUGCACUCUAAUACUAACUGGCUCACUGCCCAGUCUCAGUCUGAUGGUCUUCAAGCUUCUCUACAAUCUGUGCCAACUCAGACAUCCAUUAACACACAACUAUCCAGUUAUAACUCAGACUUCACAACUUUGAGUCCUGCCCCCUACCCUACAGUAGGAAUUGGCUCUUCAUCUCAUCUCCUUUCAUCAGGACAACACAUGCUUUCUCAAGACAUGUAUAAACCUAAACCAGUUUCCAGUAAUUCCCUGAUGGAAGGCUCAAUAGGACUCAAAUCAUCAAGAGGAAACUCAUUUGGUGGUACAACAAGGUCAUCAUGUGACUGUCCCAACUGCCAGGAACUUGAACGACUGGGUGCUUCAGCUGCAACUUUGAGGAAGAAGCCUAUCCAUAGCUGUCAUAUCCCAGGCUGUGGAAAAGUCUAUGGCAAAGCAUCUCACCUGAAGGCUCACCUGAGGUGGCAUACUGGAGAAAGGCCUUUUGUCUGCAAUUGGCUGUUCUGUGGCAAGAGAUUUACAAGGUCCGAUGAGCUGGAACGGCAUGUCAGAACACAUACUAGAGAGAAGAAAUUUACCUGCAUGCUCUGUAACAAGAGGUUCACCAGAAGUGACCACCUGAGCAAACACCAGAAGACCCACACUGAGACUGGAGGAGUUAAGGCAGUAAAUGAAGGAGAGGCUGAUAGAGAAGAUGGAGCCACAGCAGGUUCUCCCACCAGUAGGAUGCAAGAGGGUAUGUCCAGCAAUGAUGAUAAAGCAGCUACUAGCGCAGAACAAGGUGGACUGCUGGAAAUUUAAGGAUCUGUCAGAAAUUUGGAGUGUUUGAUAUAAUAUUAAUUAAAAUAAAAUAUUGGAAGUGCUCUGGGAUUGUACAUACAGAGAAGGAGCAAGAACUCAACAGUAUGCAAUUUGCAGGAAGAUGGAACAGAAUAUUUUCAUCAAAGCAAUAACCAAGAGAAAGACAUUUAGAUGGAGACAUUCAGCAUCUCCUAACAAAAACUUGUCUGGGCACAAGUGUCCAUAUUUUUAAAAGUGUUGAGUAAACUAUUUCUAUGAAGGUUGGAACUUGCUACGGACAGCAAAUAUUUCUCCUGAAGUGCCUGGACAUCCAUGUGCUCUUGCAUUUAAUUUAAUCUAUAAAUGUAAUAAUUCUAUUUAUGUGUUAACUUAUAAUCAUUGUAUUGGCCUGCUUUCAAAAUAGAUGCUGAAACAUAACUUGAAGGCAAACACUAAAAACUGAAAAAUAUUUAACAUGUUUUUAGAAAUGCCUGAAGAAAUGAGAUCUUGGCACAACACAUGGAAAACAAAUGCAGGCUACUUUUUGUCCUUUGUAAUGUGUUGGAUAAUCUGUAAUUCAGAGAUGGGGGAGUUUAAUUGCUUAAGGCAUUAAUUGUAAUAAAAUUAAAAGUAUACUUGAUUUGUAUCUUAAAAGGAAACAUUAACUCAGAACAUAAGAGAUGAUGACGUAUACAUGUGUAUUCAUUUCUUUUUGUCAUCUUUUUUGUUAUUUGGCUUCGUCACCUCAUCCUCAUUUUAACUAGUUUAUAUAAAUUUUGCUCAUUUCAAUUUUCCUCAUUUGUCAUGUCUGUUCAUUUUGUUUUUAUUUAAGACUAACCUUUUAACUUCAUUUCAGUUUCUUGGUUGUUAAUUCAUGUUUCUCAUUUACCCCAGUGUGUUCUUUCUUUCUUCCUUUCCUCCAUAAUGCACUUUCUCUAUCUUUCAUUAUUUUUAUUUUUUUCUAACUCUGUUCCAUCAGAUUCAGUUCUCCCUCUCUUCUCUUUUUGAAUAGGUCAACCAGACUAUAAAAAGCCAGCAAACUCUGAUUAUAUGUGAUAUUAAUAAAAAACAUCUUAUUCAAAUCCAAAUCUUUAGCUUCUUCUCUAAGGAUCAAGCAGCAGGGGGCUGUGAUAUGUAGGUAGUAUGAAGUCUGCCCUUUAUGUACAUUAAAGUAAAUACUUGUACAGAACAAAUAUGUCAUUUUUUAUCAGAAUGCAAAAGAAUAUUAACUGAGUGUGUCAGGCCACCCAUAAUGCUUCAAAUAGGGUACAGGUCAUAUACUAUCAGUAAAAGUUUUAUGACAUUAGCAGAUGUAACAGUGCACUGUGAUUGAUGGAAUGUAAUUGUGUAGUUGUGGUGUUACUUCUAGUAAAUUGUAUGUCAUGGGUAAUUACCUACCUGAAGAUUUACUGCUAUUUCUAAACAGUUAAAAGAGAUAGUUUCAAUCACAGCACUGCAUUUUAGGGUGUGCAUAACAAAGGGGUAAUUGAUUAUGUGCAUAAGUAAUGAAUAUUUUUUUCCUUAGGUGUGUAAAGCCAUUCAUAUCCUGUGUCCUGUUAUGAUUUAUUAAUUUAAUGAAGUAAGAAAGAAGAACAUCACCAAAAAUUAUGUUAAACUUGUUUUUACUUUAGGAUGGCAAAAAAGUAUUUUUACUGCUUAGGUAUUUGUCAGUGGCCUUUUACAAAUGGAGUACAGAAACAAAAUUAACUUAAGUUUUAUUUCUUGUUUUUAAAAAUAAAUUGUAAUUGAAAAUAUGCUGCAACAAGUUAGUACUUUGUGUUAACUUGAGAUAUUUCCUGUUUCAUUUUAAUUGAAUUGCUAUGCAACAUAUACGUUCUUAAAGCUGCAAUAUUUGUUAAUAUGUGUACAGCUGGGUGCACAACAUUUUUUCGGAUGAAAACAUCUAUCUACUAAUUUUCAUAUUUUUUUUCUGAAUUAUUUAUUGUACAUUGCAACAGUUCUGAAAGAAGUUACUACUUUACUAAGUUAACAAAAAGCAAAUUAAGUGCAUUGGUGCUCAGUUUUCUGUUUUUUUUUAAUAUAAAGUACAUACCAGUACAGUCUUGUAAUACUUUUACAUAUUACAAAUGAACAGCAUAAAAUGAACUAAAACAAGAGAUUCACUUGUAGUUGGUAAGAAGUAAUUCAUUAUAGUUUCUGAAGUAUACAAUAUAAAAGCUGAAAUUAAAAAAAAAUCAUAAUUUUUAAGACAAGAAACGUAUGCUAUGUAUACAGUUUAUACUAGCAAAUACAGUUAAUUUAUUUUCUUUAUACUUUGAAAAUUUAAAAAGGCAUUUUUGUUUUGCACUUUUAUCUUCAGCUCAUAGUAUUUUGAGUCUAAAAGAAGUCAAAUUCAGUAUUUGUAAGAAAAUCAGACUGAGCAGCUGUUUUGUAAAUAAGUAUUUUAAAGCCUUAAGGUAUACCUUUAAAAAUAUUUAUUUUUUUACAAUGCUGUGUAAUUAUUUACAUCCCAAUUUAGUUUGAAGAUUUGUAUGGGUCCUUUAUAUUCUGAAAUAAUGGUGGUAAACCCUCCAUUCAUCUGUUUUUAUUUUUAUUAACCACUAGAGAAGGUGUUUCCCAGCACCCCUGUAACAGAUUUCAUUAAGACUAAUUACUAAAUGAGGCUUAAUCAGUUGUGCUUCUAAAGACCAUUCACAGUAUCUAAGAAACUAUAGCUUUCUAUAUUCUUAGCUAUCAAAAGCCCAGCUGGAAUGCAUUGCAAUUUCAUAAAAAAUACAAUUUGUUCUUGGAAUGGAUAAUUUCAAAUUAUGAAAUAGGAAUCAUGGCUAGGCUUAAGGAAAGCAUAGCCAGGCUUAAAAAGGCCCCUUGCCUCAGUAACCUAGUAUUCUUCUAUGAUACGAUUAAAUGUAGGGUCAUUGUACUUCCACAACUUGUGAAGCACUUGACUGUUGGCUUUAUAUGUUUUAGUUUUCCCUAAGAACUACUUAUUUCCAUAGAACUGCAUAUACGACCUGCAUAUACAUUGAGAUGGCAGUUCCCAAAAGCCAUAUCUGUAUUGCAAGACUUCAAGCAAGUGAAUGACCUGAAUUGUUACUCCUAAGUUAUCUUUUGGCAUGUGUGCCUUAUCUUAUUGCAAAAUCACAAAAUAACAAAAUGUAAACUCUGUAAUAUACUUUCAAAUAAAAAUAAAAUUCCAGGAAAUGGUGCUUUUGCACCUGAAGAAAAUGUUUCAUAACAUUUGGACAUAUCAAUGUUACUAUAUAAAAUAUUACACCCACAAAGCAUUAGAGAGUUUAGUUCCCAGAAUUUGAUGAUGUAGGCUGGGCAUUUUCGCUAAGUGUUGAGAGACGAUAACAACUCAUUCUAGGCAGAAAAGCUGAGCAGCUUAAGCUAUUUGCUUGCAUAAGACCUCUGCUUAAAGAGCUGCAUCAGUCCCUCCUUUUGUUUAUCACAGCAACUAGGAUGGUAGUUUUUCUUUUCUCCAUUAAACGCGUAUAUUCUUUUCAACAUCUUAGAUGUAUUAUAAAAUGUUUAGUGCCUAUUUGUAUUGUUAUGACUCAGUGCUAGUGGCAAACCAUAUAAGAUAUUACCCUUUCAUUUGGGAUAGUCGAUGGGUCCAGCAAAUGCCCUUGUGCCUGAAUUCCCUCUCUCUGAAAAGGCUUUAGUGACUUGGCUAAAUACGUUGCUGACUUCCCCAUUUAUUGCACCAAAAGUACAUUAUGAUUUGAGUAUAUAUAAAUGAUUAUGUAGGCAUUGAAAUGUGUGGGCUGGUACAAUCACUGCCUUCUUUUACAUUAAAUGUAUUGUUUCUUUUGUCAAAAGUACAAUAUUUUUCAGUAAAUGGGGAAUGAUCCCCAUUGGUUUCGAGGAGUAACAAUUUGCAGGUGGUGUUAUAUUUCAUGAAGCAGAGGACUGUGUGCCCUAGUAGAAAGUAAUGACAGUAAAUUCCACUUCUCAUACUACGUAAAUAACGUGGCUUUAGAGUGGCAUGGGUGUGAGAAUUUCAGUUAUGCUUUUCUGAGUAUUUCCCCUGUAAAAUGUGCUCUAACCAAGCAGAUUGGCACAGUUUGCUGUGAUAUUGUUAACAUGGAGUUGUGCAGCCUUUUACAAGCCAAUGUAAAAUAAGUCUUGUUGUCACAAAUGUCUUGGAUAAUGGAAGCAAAUGCCUGCACCAAAUGUGUAGAAGAGACAAUCAUAAUUUCCCUGCCUCUGGUUAAAAAUUGUUGUACAGUUCUGUGAAAGCAGCCAUAAAUCUCAUCCCACAUUCUUCCCAGGAAUUUGCAUUGUUAGUGUUUUCCUGUCAGUUUCUCCCACUCUAUCAAUGGGUGCAACAUCCCUCACCCCUACUCUAGGGCAAAGUUCUUAGUUUUUCAACCCAUCAGCUACAAAUUAUGUAAAGGAAUAUUAUCUGUCGUAAGAAAAAAAAAUGCCCUACAUCUACAAAGCCUUUAGAAGGAGUCAAUAAGUACAAAAAAUGCUUAAUCCAAAGAUAUCCAGAAUGCUUAUAAUAUUAAGGAACACAAAGAUUUAAAAGAUUCCAACCCCAAUUUUUCCACUAAUAACAGUGUAUUUACAAGGUUAUAAGCUUGAAGUAUAUUUACGAGGUUAUAAGCUUGAAGUAAGUCUCUUCUUUUUAGAGCAGUUGUGUUCAUUUCCUGACCUUUAUAAACUUCUUGUGAUUUCACAGUUAUUUCUGUGACAACAAAAGUCUGUUGCUUUGGCAAGGAGUUACUACGAUACAAAAAGCUGAUGCCCUGGCUUUGUGCACUUUACAAUGAAAUUAGCAAGUAGGUGAUGAACUAUAAAUAGACUAAAAUGAACUGCAUGUAAAUACUACAUUUCUCAAAUAUUUUUUUUUUUUUUUAUGACAAGAAAAUUUGUUUAAGUGAAGUAAGAUUAAAGAGUAUCUGUGAUGAUAUUGGGGGAACUGUUGUUGGUUUCAUGCUGGAAAGAGUAAGGCAUUUGUAUGUGCAUGUGUUUUAAGAUGUGCCAGCAAUGAGUAAAAUGGCCACUACUGAUUGGAUGGUUAGCAAACUGAUUUUGCAGCAUGCAGUAAACCAUGUAGUAUGGUGACACUAAGGAGUAAGGAGCACUGCAGAGAAAAGCAAGUUGAAAAGAGGGUUCCCUAAUGAAAUGCCAGCACUCGAAAUGCUGA
This is a messenger RNA of Protopterus annectens (West African lungfish), 6604 nucleotides long. It is a transcript of the gene SP7, whose product is annotated as Sp7 transcription factor. The record is from RefSeq and is a predicted model, not a curated record. Gene Ontology annotation, molecular function: RNA polymerase II cis-regulatory region sequence-specific DNA binding; DNA-binding transcription factor activity, RNA polymerase II-specific. The coding region runs from base 226 to 1509 and encodes 427 amino acids. The transcript has 2 exons. Gene Ontology annotation, biological process: regulation of transcription by RNA polymerase II. Lineage: Eukaryota; Metazoa; Chordata; Ceratodontiformes; Protopteridae.